AUGUCGUGGUGUAUCGUGAAGAAUUGUAUUAAAAAUAAUGAAAAUAGAAAUGACAAAAUUCCAACAUUCCAAGUGCCUCGGGAUGAAAACNUUGUUCGACAAGAAGACGGUUACAUAAAAUGGGAGUAUUUUAAACACCUUUAUGAUGUUGAUACGUCUCUGCCUGGGAACGCAAGACUGUGUCCAAAGAUUUCGAGGAGACACGUUGAGUUGGACAACACGGGUAAAAUGCGUGUGAAAUUUGCAACGCAAAUUUUCAGUAAGCCCGUAGCCGUUGGCUUACAAAUGUAUCGGUUACGAAAGUACAAAGAAUUUGAUGGCUGCGAAGCGACUGCUGAUUUUUCUCUCAGACUGAACAAUAUUUUCGACGCACUCAACCGAAAACAGCCAAAUGAAGGACUUACACCGAUAUCUCCGGAUUACAAGGUAUUGACAGACACUCUUGUAUGGCUUAAUGAAUGGGAGAACAACAGUAAUAGAAAUAUCAUCCCGGAAAUAGAAUUUCUGACUAAAGAGACAGCACACG
Ceratina calcarata is the source of this 526-nucleotide messenger RNA. RefSeq lists its product as uncharacterized. The annotation marks the transcript as partial. The transcript has 4 exons. NCBI's taxonomy places the organism in Eukaryota, Metazoa, Arthropoda, Insecta, Hymenoptera, Apidae. The record is from RefSeq and is a predicted model, not a curated record.